This is a messenger RNA of Brachypodium distachyon (stiff brome), 785 nucleotides long. RefSeq lists its product as uncharacterized. The record is from RefSeq and is a predicted model, not a curated record. The transcript is spliced from 3 exons. The coding region runs from base 53 to 541 and encodes 162 amino acids. NCBI's taxonomy places the organism in Eukaryota, Viridiplantae, Streptophyta, Magnoliopsida, Poales, Poaceae.
CGCGCAGAACCCGAAUCCGUCGAGCCUCCCACCCGCGAUACCCGAUCCAAGGAUGGCAGCAUCGACGUCCAGCGCCGGCGAGGCCGUCACCAUGAGGCUUGCGAACGGGAAGACGAUCAGCUGGCCGGCGACGGUGGCCGGGAAGAUCGAGGAAGGGCUGUACAAGGUGUGGUUGUUGGAACGCGCGGCGGAGGCCACGGACGGCGACCUGAAUUUGCUGGAGAAACAGGUGGCGGCCAUGACGGCGGAGGUGGGAUUUGAGCUGCAACUCGACGAUUACUGCUACGACCUCGAGCACAUGCGCAUGGCGUGCCAGGAGUUCCGCUUCCGCUCGUUCUCCGAGGCGGAGGAACGGUCCCUCGGCCAGAUCCGCGACCUUGCCUCUUCCGCCAUAGAAGACUACAAAACCCGCGUCGGCCCCGUCCCUGCCUACGACAAUCCCAUCAGCCUGUUCAGCGACACCAUCCCCUUAGAGCUCCCUGAAUCUUUGGCCAUGGCGAUAGCACUUCCUUCAGCUUCUCACCACAAGCCUGCUGGUUAGCUGGACAACGGAGGAGGGGCGAUAUUUUUUCCCCUUCAUCUCGGUGUUACCCAAGUUGACAAUCAUGGUUUUGGGGAAUUGAGCCUAUCGUAAGCAUGUCUGUUGUUUGACUGGGAGUGAUUUAGAUUUGGAGCUGUGAGAUUGUUAGUACGGAUGUAGUUAUGAGCAUAUCUGAUCUAUGCAAACAUGUGGAUUAUGAAUUGUGAUGUAUUUCCUUCGUUCCAUGAUCCUUGUCUCAAAUUUG